Synchytrium microbalum is the source of this 552-nucleotide messenger RNA. RefSeq lists its product as uncharacterized. Gene Ontology annotation, biological process: small GTPase-mediated signal transduction. The transcript is spliced from 3 exons. Gene Ontology annotation, molecular function: GTPase activity; GTP binding. The record is from RefSeq and is a predicted model, not a curated record. Lineage: Eukaryota; Fungi; Chytridiomycota; Chytridiomycetes; Synchytriales; Synchytriaceae. Bases 1 to 552 code for a protein of 183 amino acids.
AUGUCAUCUGCUAGUCAUGUCGUCACUUCCGCUGAUCUAACGCUCAUCACUACCAAACAGGUGUAUGUCCCAACCGUAUUCGAAAACUAUGUCGCAGACAUUGUGGUAGAUGGAAAAGAAAUCGAAUUGGCAUUAUGGGAUACUGCUGGUCAAGAAGAUUAUGAUCGUCUACGUCCUCUAUCAUAUCCAGAUUCACACGUCAUCCUCAUCUGUUUCGCUAUCGAUGCUCCUGAUUCAUUAGAAAACGUACAAGAAAAGUGGAUUUCCGAAGUCAACCACUUUUGCAAAGACUUGCCCUUCCUGCUAGUGGGCUGUAAAGUAGAUUUACGUGAUGAUCCAAAGACGAUUGAAGAAUUGCGAAAAACAAACCAAUCACCAGUCACUACUCAACAGGGCAAGGCAGUCGCAGAUCGCAUCCAUGCCUACCGAUACAUUGAAUGUAGUGCAAGAAACAACUACAAUGUCAAGGAAGUGUUUGAACAUGCCACUCGUGCUGGGUUAACGGUGACCCGAAGAAGUAGCAAGAAACGUGGUGGAUGUAUGAUCCUCUGA